Messenger RNA from Schistosoma bovis, 1030 nucleotides. Lineage: Eukaryota; Metazoa; Platyhelminthes; Trematoda; Strigeidida; Schistosomatidae. The record is from the annotation of a GenBank genome assembly.
CUUAUUGUUGGUUAUUUCAGCAAUACAUAUAGACGGUUUGUUUUCUUUUUCCACUUUCUUCCAGACUCUCCCAUAAAAAUUGAUGCACACACAUCUCCUAGGACAAGUAUCUUUAAACUGAACGCGAACCUACUGAAUGUUGAACGUUACAUUCCACCUCCAUGACUGAUGACGAUAUGUAUUAAUUAAUUAGUUAUGACAAGGUGUCAAUCUGUCUGUCUAAGUUUAAAAAUCUAUGGUUAAACAUUUUCAAUAAGUUGUGAAAUAAAAACUCUGGCGCGGAGUACCAAUAUUCUGACUUUCGAUCUCUUAUCUGUUUGUUGUUAACGUCACUUCAGCACGAUGAAUUACUAUAAAGCCUCAAUGGAAUCAUUAAUGCAGAAAAUUGAAAAUUACAUGAGAAGUAGUUCUCGCCAAAUGGUUUACCCAUGGACAUUCACUGCUAAGAUUCGCCAGUUUCCAUAUGUUGAUGUUUAUAAAAAUAGGCCAUAUUUGAAGUUUUACAUUGUUGGCCUCUUUAUUUGCGUCCCACCUACCAUUUAUGGUUUUUAUAAAGGACAUGAGAUGAAGAAAGCCAGGAAGUUUGUUAACUACUUCGACCCUCAUGACAUACCCGGUAAAGAGCUUGCCUCUCAUUACAAUCAUCUUUAUCAUCAUGAGAAACAUUAAUUUGUAAAUUAGUACCCUUUAGUUUUAAACAUCACUUAUAAUGGGAAUAAAAAGCUAGUGCUAUCUAUUAUUUUCUUGCUAUACCUGCUUGCUCAUUAUUCUGAACUGCGAAUCCACUCCAUAUUAUUAUCUUCUGGGCGGUCAUAGUAGGAUGAAAAGAGAAUGGCUUAGUCAAGUACAAAUAGAUGAUUGCUACAUAUCGGAGCAAUUUAUUUGGUUGGGUCAUUCAUGUUUCUACCCAAGGUAGUGAUCAUUAUCUUGAUAAUACUACAUUUAUUGGAAAUGUGGUCUGGCUUUUUGAAACGUGGAGGCACAAGGUCCAUAAGAUUUUUUCCGACCUAAAGGACUAGCUUAGGGAUGC